Ipomoea triloba (trilobed morning glory) is the source of this 2273-nucleotide messenger RNA. RefSeq names its product phosphoribosylaminoimidazole carboxylase, chloroplastic-like. The record is from RefSeq and is a predicted model, not a curated record. Gene Ontology annotation, molecular function: ATP binding; metal ion binding. Bases 553 to 1872 code for a protein of 439 amino acids. Gene Ontology annotation, biological process: 'de novo' IMP biosynthetic process. NCBI's taxonomy places the organism in Eukaryota, Viridiplantae, Streptophyta, Magnoliopsida, Solanales, Convolvulaceae. The transcript has 15 exons. Gene Ontology annotation, cellular component: chloroplast.
CUUCAAAUGCCCAAUGCAGCUCCGCCGUUUUGCCCUGCAAAGCUUCUUUGAAAGCUCAAGAAACGCCGGCACCGGACAGGAGCUCUGUUUCACCCAUUCAUGGAGUAUCUGAAAUGGUUGUUGGGGUUCUGGGAGGAGGACAACUUGGCCGUAUGUUGUGUCAAGCAGCAUCGGAGAUGGCCAUCAAAGUUAUUGUCUUGGACCCAAUGAAGGAUUGUCCUGCAAGUUUGUUGGCUCAUCAUCAUGUGGUUGGGAGCUAUGAUGAUAGUGCCACUGUUGAAGAAUUUGGAAAAAGGUUUGAUUUGCACCAUUUCUGCUUUGUGGGUAUAUUGAAUUUACUCUUUCUUUUGGUUUCUUACUAAUGAAUUUGGGUUUUGAGUUACGUGUGAUGUGUUGACGAUUGAAAUUGAGCAUGUUGAUGCUGCCACAAUUGAAAAGUUGGAGCAGCUAGGGGUGGACUGUGAGCCUAAAGCCUCAACAAUCCGGAUAAUCCAGGACAAAUAUCUUCAAAAGGUCCACUUUUCUAAAUCUGCCAUUCCGCUUCCUAAGGUUAUGCAGAUAGAUAAUCUUGAAAGUGCUAAAAGAGCAGGUGACCUCUUUGGCUAUCCACUUAUGGUCAAGAGCAGGAGGCUUGCCUAUGAUGGGCGUGGCAAUGCUGUAGCUAAAAGUGAAGAAGAUCUUUCUUCUGCAGUAAAUGCUCUUGGAGGAUGUGAUCGGGGUUUAUAUGUUGAAAAGUGGGCCCCAUUUGUGAAGGAGCUUUCUGUCAUUGUGGCCAGAGGAAGGGAUGGCUCUAUCCUUUGUUAUCCCGUUGUUGAGACAAUUCAUAGGGAAAACAUUUGUCACAUUGUGAAGUCACCAGCUAAUGUGUCAUGGAAGGUUAUGAAACUUGCAACUGAUGUUGCAUGCAAAGCUGUUGGUUCAUUAGCAGGUGCUGGUGUUUUUGCUGUUGAGCUGUUUUUGACAGAUGAUGAUCAGAUUUUACUUAAUGAAGUGGCUCCAAGACCUCAUAAUAGUGGACAUCAUACUAUUGAGUCUUGCUUUACUUCGCAAUUUGAGCAACACUUACGAGCUGUGGUAGGGCUGCCACUCGGUGACCCGUCAAUGAAAACACCUGCUGCCAUCAUGUACAAUAUAUUAGGUGAAGAUGAGGGAGAACCAGGCUUUGCUUUAGCUAAUCAGCUUAUUGGAAGGGCAUUAGAAAUACCAGGAGCAUCUAUUCAUUGGUAUGACAAACCAGAAAUGCGAAAACAAAGAAAGGUGGGUCACAUUACUUUCGUUGGACCCUCAAUGGGCAUUGUGGAAGCACGGCUAAGAUCUGCACUCAGAGAAAAUAUCAUGGAUAGCCAGCCUUCUGGAUCUGUUGCACCAUGUGUUGGAAUCAUAAUGGGGUCUGAUUCAGAUCUUCCUGUUAUGAAGGAUGCUGCAAAGAUAUUGAGAGAGUUUGAUGUGCCUACUGAGGUAAAAAUAGUAUCCGCCCAUCGGACCCCUGAAACGAUGUAUUCCUAUGCUGUGUCUGCUGUAGAACGAGGCAUCCAGGUAAUAAUUGCUGGUGCUGGGGGUGCAGCCCACUUGCCUGGCAUGGUUGCUGCAUUGACUCCAUUACCAGUUAUUGGAGUUCCAGUACGAGCUUCUGCUCUAGAUGGAAUGGACUCUCUAUUAUCCAUUGUUCAGAUGCCAAGAGGUGUCCCAGUUGCAACCGUAGCCAUAAACAAUGCAACAAAUGCAGGUCUGCUGGCAGUGAAAUUAUUAGGGAUCAGCGACACGAGCCUGCAAGCAAGAAUGGCUCAAUAUCAAGAAGACAGACGAGACGAGGUCUUGGUCAAAGCAGAGAGGCUAGAAAAAGGCGGCUGGGAAGAUUACCUAAAUUCUUAGCGCAGAUUAUACCACAACCCCUUUCCAGAUUCAAUUAUGAGGAUCACAGAAGGCCAAAAGAGAUGCCUUUCAAAAUAGGUCCUGAUAGUUAGGAAACAUGGAAAAAAACCUUGGGGGCAUUUUCAUGGGUUUAGGAGUAGGGAAUCACAACCAAUCCCAUUCCCACUUAAAACCCAUUGAUUUGAUUCCUGUCUGAAGUGGGGUUUUAUCUCCAUUUGAUUCAAACAUGUUUUUUUUUUUUUGGUGGAAUGAUUCAAACAUGUUACAUAUAUAUACUUGAUGAACAGAUAUCUCAUUUUCUCUCGAGAAAUAAUGGAAAAUUGAAAUCCACUUGAGAAGGCAAAUCUUUGCAUGUACUAACUAAAUAAUUAUACAAGUUUUAUCAAUAACGUGUUAGAUUA